Colletotrichum phormii is the source of this 1558-nucleotide messenger RNA. RefSeq lists its product as uncharacterized. The record is from RefSeq and is a predicted model, not a curated record. The coding region runs from base 257 to 1072 and encodes 271 amino acids. The transcript is spliced from 3 exons. NCBI's taxonomy places the organism in Eukaryota, Fungi, Ascomycota, Sordariomycetes, Glomerellales, Glomerellaceae.
ACAACUCUCUCCGAGCUAAAAUUCUAGUACCGCAGCAAACUGAACUAAAUCUUCGAAUACGCGUCAUGCAGGCUGACAUAGGUUUACAUCAAAGGUCGCUGGAUGCUGAUUAGUGAAUGAUAGGUCCAGAGGUCAGAAAGCUCACGACACGAAAAUUUGGGCCCGAUGGGCAUCUUGGACAUAGAGUGAGGCCCAACGUAUCGAGACCACUCAUUGGCCUUCAAGAUAUUGACAAAAGCCCGGCCGUUUGACCAUAAUGCUUUCUCAUCCCUCUCUUGAAUAUUUCCAAGUCGUACUCGUUGAUUGUCUCCUGAAGUCUUCAAGAAUGAAUUCACCCAGUAUGGACUCACAUCCCAAGAGACAAAACUCCAGGCGACGUUCCGAAGCCAGGGUUCAACCUCAGCACCGCUCAACGGCAACCUCCCCAUACGCCCAAGCCCCAGUGCAGACGGCAUUCCCACAGCCGUAUACCGGAUCAUCAAUCUACCCCUCGAAUCCAUCGGCUCUGCCCCCCACCCAUGAGAAUUCCGGGCAAGGCUUCCCUUCUUUUGGCACACAAAACGCUGCUGAAGAUUCGCAGCCGGAUCGUUACCCCCCUGCAUAUCAUAAUAUGAACACAAUGGCGUACUCGUACUCACGCAGCGCCCCAGCAUACAGCAUGGCUUUCAACCCGCCCAUGCCGCCGAACCCCAACUAUGGUGGCUCGCCAUACGGGGCUCAGCCAACCGCGACUCAGGCGUUCAUGUCAUCUUUGCCGCACCACAGUAACCCAAAUAGCCCUUUGACGUCUUAUUCUGGUUUUGCGGGUCACUCGUCCGCCGCAAGCUCUUACGGCCAUACCUAUGCCGUCAGUUCUGCGACAACAACACCCAGCGCAUCGAAUACGCCUACGCAGCCCUUGUCACCCACGCUCGUGGGGGUGGGUGCUUGGGACCAUAGGCAACCCAUAGAAGAUGAUCAAGAGCCGCGAGUUGAACGAAGCCAUCGCGAAGGGCGUAGGUUGCACCACACCGAGUUCCCAUCCAAAUCGCAGCGAUCCGAAUCGACAGAAGUAAAUCGAUCCAGCAGGUAAAGAUCUCCAAAUUGACUCUCUUUAGUAACCUGUUCUAACUGAUCCCCAGUCCUUCCAGAGAGGUAGGCAUCUACACAAAGAGAACCGGCGGCCGUUCUUCCGCGUCGUGCAAUGAUGACCAAAAGAAUAGCAAUGCUCGGCAUCGCAAAGACGACGACAAGGACGAUAGUAGGAAAGGUAGCGAAUGGAGACGAUACAGUGGCUCAGAUAGGCGUGGGACAAGAACUUACUAGUUUGGAUUGUAUCUCCUUGAAUUUAAUCUUGCUUGGUGGAUUUCCAAUCCGGCGGGCGCGGGUUCCUAUUGCGCUGACUUGGGAUUUGCUCCGCCUUUGUCACCAUAGUAUUCAGAUCCACUCUACACGGUUUGGCUAGGAUAAAAGUGCUCUUCUUCUUUCGUCAUUAGUACUAUCCGUAGAGAUGUUUUAGAGCUCAGUUCUCUGGGGUUUGGUCUUUUAGAAGCAUAUGUAACUUGAAAAUGUUUUUCCA